GUUUGUGGUGUUCAGUAAUACAAGUUCUGUUGCGCCAUUGCUGGGAGCACAAUAUAAUAUAAGGUUACGGUCAUUUCGAUUCUAUGAGGUAAAGAGGUUGCACAUUCUCGUUGUUGUAAUCUUGCUUUAUAUAUUAUUUCGUUACACAGGAGUUAACAGUUAGGCAGCUGCGUCAAGUGAAAGUAAGCCAAAGUAUUGUAGUCGCUAUAUAGUUCAAUUUUCAACUGCUUUGCAACUUCUAUAAAAGGUAGAACUUUCACAGAGAGUAAUUUAUGAAGCAUACUUGUACAACUAAAUGCUUUCUACCGAGAAUGUGUCUCCAUCGCUUCAGCGAUCCAGCGUCUUUAAUUCUUGGACGAGCAAAUCUCCCAUCGACUUUUCUAUAUCGGAGCCUUCCUUUAAUUUUAAUGGACUCAGCCAUCCGGAAGUUGGAAUAUCGGACUACUGUAAAUCCGAACACGAUGCUCUACGGUCUCACUUGGCAGAAAUUUCCCAAACGUUGAAUAAUUUGAAAAACUCCAAUGACGUCAGUCCCGAGAUUCGAAAGCUAGAAGUUAGGUUAAAAGCGAUUCAGAGAAUGACGGCUCAACAAACGGAUCGAAGUCUUGCAUUGAAGAAAGAGGUGGGCGACAAUGAUGCUGCUAACAAGAGAGCAAACACCGACUUGACUCAGAAAGUUGAGGAAAUUGCUCGAGAAAUUGCUCAAAUUAAAGAAAAACAAAACGAACUGGAAAGGAAUAUUGAAUCCACAAGUGGCAGCAGAGAGCAAAUGGCACCAGAAAAUUUGUCGCAAAUGGUGGAUGCUUUUGAGCGUCAGCUUGGUAUGUAUGACGUCAGAAUCGCCGAUAUGGAUCAGCGGUUUCAGGUCAUUGAAACUACAAGUUACUCAGGCGUCGUCAUUUGGAAAAUACGGGAUUUUUCUCGUCGCAAGAGGGAGGCAGUGAGCGGUCGAACGUUGUCUCUAUACAGUCAACCAUUUUACACGAGUCGUUAUGGAUACAAGAUGUGCGCUCGCGUUUAUCUCAAUGGAGAUGGAAUGGGCAAAGGAACACACAUGUCGCUUUUUUUCGUGGUCAUGAAAGGAGAAUACGACGCACUGCUACCCUGGCCGUUCAGACAGAAGGUAACACUGAUGCUACUGGACCAAGGAAUGGACCGACGUCAUUUGUCCGACACAUUCAGACCGGAUCCUACGUCAUCAUCGUUCAAGAAACCAACUUCCGAUAUGAACAUCGCUUCUGGAUGUCCAUUGUUCGUAGCCCACAACGUCAUAGAAGACAGUUCUUACGUCAAAGAAGACACAAUUUUCUUACGUAUUCACGUGGAUACGUCGGACCUCGAAAAUUUUUAACA
Molecule: messenger RNA, 1353 nt
Organism: Ciona intestinalis (vase tunicate)
Lineage: Eukaryota; Metazoa; Chordata; Ascidiacea; Phlebobranchia; Cionidae
Source: RefSeq, a predicted model, not a curated record